Molecule: messenger RNA, 240 nt
Organism: Penicillium antarcticum
Lineage: Eukaryota; Fungi; Ascomycota; Eurotiomycetes; Eurotiales; Aspergillaceae
Exons: 4
Coding region: 1-240 (79 amino acids)
Source: RefSeq, a predicted model, not a curated record
AUGGCGUGGAGUACCUUGUUGUUCCGAGGCUUGGAGGUCUGGCUCACUGCUCGACUCCUCCGAAGCCCCAUCUUCCAUCGCAUGGUGGGCCGAAUUCACGAGAAAGUCCAACACGUCCGGCACGGUGCGCCCCAGGAAACCAGACUCGAGAAUGAGGGCUCCGGGCUCAAGCAGUUCUUCAACUACUUUAAAGAAGAGCUCAAGGAUCAGGCGAAAGGAAACCCGCGCAACAAAUUGUGA